GGCGACCGAAUGCUGCGCUAUCGUCGAGUCUGAAUUCGUUGCUGUCCGGCUGACUAACCUUGUGAAAAGUAUUAGGUUAUAAAUGGCGUCUACCAAGCAAGUAAAUAAACUGAAAAGAAAAUUGGUCGAGCAUGGAAGUGAUACGGACGAUGAAAAUGAUGGCCACCACAAGAGUCACAGAUCUAAUACAGAAGCUCCACGAUUGUGUCCUUACCUGGACACGAUCAAUCGUCAAUUAUUAGAUUUCGAUUUUGAAAAAUUGUGUUCGGUGUCUCUAUCUAGAAUAAAUGUAUACGCUUGUUUAGUUUGCGGAAAAUAUUUUCAAGGUAGAGGCACCAACACUCAUGCCUAUACUCAUAGUGUCGCAGAAUCACAUCAUGUAUUUCUGAAUCUCCAUACGCUGAAAUUUUACUGUCUACCGGACAACUAUGAAAUCCUUGAUUCGUCACUGGAUGACAUAAAGUAUGUGCUAAAUCCGACUUUUAACAAAUCACAAAUAGCGAAUUUAGAUAAAAGCGACAAAUUGUCGAGAGCGAUUGAUGGCUCAAUGUACUCGCCGGGUAUUGUUGGAAUGAAUAAUAUCAAAGCGAAUGAUUACUGCAAUGUUAUCCUGCAGGCUCUAUCGCAUGUUACACCGUUGCGGGAUUUCUUCUUGAGAGAAUCCAACUACUCUAACGUGAAACGACCUCCCGGAGAUUCGUCUUAUUUGCUCGUCCAAAGAUUCGGAGAGCUGAUGAGAAAGCUUUGGAAUCCGAGAAAUUUUAAAGCACACGUCAGUCCGCACGAAAUGCUCCAAGCUGUCGUUUUAUGGAGUAAAAAAAGGUUUCAAUUUACAGAACAAGGUGACCCAGUUGAUUUUCUAUCCUGGUUUCUCAAUGCUUUACACCUCGCCCUCAAUGGGACGAAGAAAAAAGACUCUAGUAUAAUUUUCAAAACAUUUUUGGGUCAUAUGCGAAUUUAUACGCGAAAGAUACCGCCUCUCGAACUCGAGGAGAGCCAACGCAGCGAGCUUUUAAAUACCAUUGAAUACGGGGAGACCGUUACCGAAAGUCCUUUUCUCUAUUUGACUUGCGAUUUACCACCUCCCCCACUAUUCAAGGAUCAGUUUACCGAAAACAUCAUUCCACAGGUGAAUUUAUACACUCUGCUGAACAAGUUCAAUGCAGUCGCUGAAAAAGAAUGCAAGACUUACAAAGAAAAUUUUAUGAGGAGAUUCGAAAUAACCGAGUUACCACCGUACCUGAUUUUGUACAUCAAGAGAUUCACGAAAAAUACGUUUUUCGUCGAAAAGAAUCCGACUAUCGUCAAUUUCCCCGUCAAAAACGUCGAUUUCGGUGAUAUCUUAACACCGGAAGUUAAAGCUAAGCAUCCUUACACGACUUACGACUUGGUAGCGAAUAUAGUCCACGACGGUGAACCGGGUCAAGGAACGUACAGAGUACACGUGUUGCACAGAGGUACCGGUCAGUGGUACGAGAUGCAGGAUUUACACGUUACGCAAAUCUUACCGCAGAUGAUCACACUUACGGAGGCCUACAUCCAGAUUUAUGAAUUGCGGAAAGAAACUCGUGCGCAAAUCGACGCAUCGCAAAUAAAAAGCGGUACGUAACAUAACGAAUGUUUUACAGUAUCAAGGAAACGUCUAUCAAAUAAGUAUUUAAUAAAGUACGAUAUUUUGAAGAAA
Messenger RNA from Athalia rosae (coleseed sawfly), 1684 nucleotides. RefSeq names its product U4/U6.U5 tri-snRNP-associated protein 2 (gene Usp39). Gene Ontology annotation, biological process: spliceosomal complex assembly; protein deubiquitination; mRNA processing. Gene Ontology annotation, molecular function: cysteine-type deubiquitinase activity; zinc ion binding. Lineage: Eukaryota; Metazoa; Arthropoda; Insecta; Hymenoptera; Athaliidae. The coding region runs from base 83 to 1609 and encodes 508 amino acids. The transcript is spliced from 9 exons. The record is from RefSeq and is a predicted model, not a curated record.